Messenger RNA from Amphiprion ocellaris (clown anemonefish), 2375 nucleotides. RefSeq names its product tumor necrosis factor receptor superfamily member 11B. The record is from RefSeq and is a predicted model, not a curated record. Bases 111 to 1358 code for a protein of 415 amino acids. Gene Ontology annotation, molecular function: protein binding. NCBI's taxonomy places the organism in Eukaryota, Metazoa, Chordata, Actinopteri, Pomacentridae. The transcript has 6 exons.
AACGGCGCGGUGGGUGGGCGUCUCUCUCCCUCUCUCUCCCGCUGCACCGUAUAAGAGUAGAUCCGUGAUGGAGACCCCUUCACACCGCAGUUCACUUUUACGCAGAGGAGAUGAGCGCACGGAUCGCGAGAUCCAACCCGGCCAUGAAGCUGAUGGUGCUCUUCACGAUUUCUCUGUCCUGGGCCUUCCAGCAGCAAGCUGUACCGCCAAAGUACCAGUACCUCGACCCGGUGACCUCCGACCUGCUGCUGUGCGACCAGUGUCCUCCUGGAACAGCCGUGAAGCAUCACUGCACCGCCGACACGCCCACGGAGUGCCAGCCCUGUCCGGAGAGGCACUUUGCCGAGAACUGGCACUGGGGGGACUCAUGCCAAUACUGCACCUCGGUGUGUAAAGAGAAUCAGUUAGUCAAGCAGCAGUGCAACAGCACACACGACCAACUGUGCGAGUGCGCUGCGGGUUUCCAUCUAGUGGUGGAGUUCUGCAUCGCACACAGCACCUGUCCACCUGGAUACGGAGUCACAGCCGCAGGUACACCUGUGAGCAACACCGUGUGUGAACGCUGUCCAGACGGUCAUUUCUCCGCCGGUGGCUCCUCCACAGAACCAUGUCAGCCCCACAGAAACUGCUCUGAUCUGGGUCUGAAGACGCUCAGAUGGGGAACGUCCACCUCAGACAGCCUCUGUGGCAAGAGACCACCACUGGAGUGUUCCCAGCCCCACACUGUUUGCCACACUGAUGUGACUCUUUGCGAGGAGGCGGUCUUCCAGUCAAUAGCUUCACUGCGACUGUCCUCAGUGCCACUGGAGCGGCUGUUGGAGAGUCUUCCUGGGCGGAGGGUCGACCGGAAGAGUGUGGAGAGGCUGAAGAAGGCCUGUUCGCCCCAACAGCAGGUCCUCCAGCUGCUGCGACUGUGGAGGGAGCAGAACAAGGACCAGGACAAGCUGUAUGGCAUCAUACAGGGUGUGAACCACUGUGAGAGGAAAGUCUCCCGCUGCAACAAUCUCAAAAACCUGACCCUCGACGACCUCCUGAAGGUCACCAACAGCCUGCCAGGGGUGAAGGUUCAAGAAGAGGAUGUCCAGGCUGUGGUCUCCUCCUGCCUGCCCAGACAGUACAUCCUGCAGGUGCUUCACCUCUGGAAAACAGCCAACCACAACCUGGAUCUAGCCAAAGGUCUGUCCCACAGUCUGAGGGUGCUGCGCAGCCAGGGGGCGCCGCGCUACCUGCUCAAAGGCCUGAAGACGAUCAUCCGCAUCAUUGGAACCACUUCGGCGCACAAGAUGUACGAGAAGAUGUUUGUUAGUAUGCUUCAGGACGAGUCGUGUUUUAAAGCACAUAAACCUUUAAACGAAUAAGGAAGUAAAAGGUACAAACAGGAAAAUAUGCCAUUUAAAGCAUAACCAAACACUAAUGCAUUGUCAAACAGUGAACACACACAGACACAGUGAGCAGGGGAAUACACUAAAAUAACAGACAUGGGUCACAUGAUAAUGUCAGGUUUUAUGGAUAUCACGAAGUGAUAUCAAGCUAUGUAUGUAUAUUCUGUAGUGCCUCCAUGUAUUUUAUACAACUAUUACAUAAAAGGCAAGAUGGGAAAGUAAAUUCUUCUCUGCCUCUGAUUUUCUACCAAAACCUUUUGCCAAAAUGACCUUUUGAUUCACUGCGGUAACAAGUGAUGCUGAUAGCUUCACCCUCCGUCUAUAGAUAAAUCUGAUUGGCCUUAAAAGAGAAACUAUCUGAUGUGUUUGCACAUCUGUGUGUUCCAAGGGGACGCCAAUACAAACCUUCCUGAAAACUUUUUUUGACCGGAGUCUGUGAAAAAUGAGAAACUAUUUAAGAUGUAAAUAGCACACUAUUUUAUGGAAGAUGGGCUGGCAGAUGUUGUGUUUUUAUUAUUGCUUUCUCGCUGUUUGAGAGGAAGGAUUUGGUUUCAUAAUGAAAUAUGUGUAUUGUCCUCAGUUGUCCAUUGUUGGUUUGUUUGUUCUGGACUGCUGACAAGUAAAGCUCAUCGAUUUGUGUUUUCAUUUUUUUUUUUUUUUUUUUUAAAUUGUCAGUUAUAUGAAUGUACAAAGGAGUGCAAUUUUUGGUUUUUCUAUUUAAAAAGUAAUUUUACUUUCUGAGUAUGUAAAGGCUUAUGUUUAAUACUUUAUCAGAAAUACUGGAUUCCAAAUGCUGCAAGUUCAUGAAGUGAUAUUUGUUUUAUAUUUUGUUUUAUCACUUUUAUAUUAUAAAUGUAUGGUCUUUAUUGUAUAUAUGCCUGACUGGUCCUCUUAAGCUUGUGUAACUUGUGAACUAUUAAUGUCAAAUGAUCUGACUAAAUUCAGUUUGUAAAAAUGCAUUGUUUCAUCAUAAAUAAGCAGUGAACAGACAGA